This is a messenger RNA of Spinacia oleracea (spinach), 1086 nucleotides long. Its product is annotated as protein Dr1 homolog. The coding region runs from base 201 to 683 and encodes 160 amino acids. The transcript has 6 exons. The record is from RefSeq and is a predicted model, not a curated record. Gene Ontology annotation, molecular function: protein heterodimerization activity. NCBI's taxonomy places the organism in Eukaryota, Viridiplantae, Streptophyta, Magnoliopsida, Caryophyllales, Amaranthaceae.
GGUUGACGUCACAACAAUUUUCUCUCUCCUCAACUCCAAACCUUUGCUCUGCAUCUCCUUCAUCCUCCUCCCGCAUUCUCCCUCUUAAAACCCUAACAACAAAAGCAGCGUCUUGUAGUGGUACUUGUAUCUAUUGUCGACGCCGCCCUUGCCAACCACCCCUCCUUCUCUACUGCUGCUAUUCUCGGUUGUAUACUUGUAUGAUGGAGCCAAUGGACAUAGUAGGCAAGGCAAAAGAAGAUGCUUCACUUCCAAAAGCGACAAUGACUAAAAUAAUAAAGGAGAUGUUGCCCCCAGAUGUCCGUGUAGCUAGAGAUGCUCAAGACCUACUAAUUGAAUGUUGCGUUGAGUUUAUAAAUCUUGUUUCAUCAGAAUCAAAUGACGUUUGCAACAGAGAAGAAAAACGAACAAUUGCACCAGAACAUGUACUCAAGGCUUUGGAGGUUCUUGGUUUUGGGGAGUAUAUUGAAGAGGUUUAUGCUGCAUAUGAACAACAUAAAGUGGAGACAAUGCAAGAUGGAGUUCGAGGCGGUGGUGGUGGAAAGUGGGGCAAUGCUGCCGAGAUGACCGAGGAAGAAGCUGCUGCUGAGCAGCAGAGGAUGUUUGCGGAGGCUCGUGCAAGAAUGAAUGGGAAUGUACCUCUUCCCAAACAAUCAGAUACCGACCCUAACCCAGAGAGCUAACUUUUAGGAUGGUAGAUCUUUGUUUUCUUUAAAUCAUAGGCAAAAGCACCCAUUAACAUCUGUGCGGCUGGCCUCAUAUUUUCUUGUACAAAGUUGAGGCAAGAGCUCUGGCCUGUGUUUAAAGCCUUUAUAAAUGUGUAUCUCAUCAAUUAUCCUGUUCAUAAAUGAAUGUAAUUAGUGAGUGUGUUUCACCUUCUUGGUGGUUACAUGGCUCUUAGAGAGGGUACAUAUUGUUAUAAAUGGAGAAUUCUACCUUUAGUUUUCACUUGGUAUAGGGAAUGACUAGUACACCGCCCUCUUCUCUAGUCAUUACCAGUUGUAUUGCUGGCUGUAGUUGAACCGCAGAAUGUGUAGAAUAAUUCUUUCUUUUCUAUAUCUUGAAUGCAGGGAAUUGUUUUUGUUA